Messenger RNA from Perognathus longimembris pacificus (Pacific pocket mouse), 3090 nucleotides. It is a transcript of the gene Chuk, whose product is annotated as component of inhibitor of nuclear factor kappa B kinase complex. Gene Ontology annotation, cellular component: cytoplasm; IkappaB kinase complex. The record is from RefSeq and is a predicted model, not a curated record. NCBI's taxonomy places the organism in Eukaryota, Metazoa, Chordata, Mammalia, Rodentia, Heteromyidae. Gene Ontology annotation, biological process: tumor necrosis factor-mediated signaling pathway; positive regulation of transcription by RNA polymerase II; peptidyl-serine phosphorylation. Bases 75 to 2312 code for a protein of 745 amino acids. Gene Ontology annotation, molecular function: IkappaB kinase activity; ATP binding. The transcript has 21 exons.
CGCGCGAGUCUCGGCGGCCCCGGAACCGGCCUUGGAACAGCGGCGGAGCCUGAGGCCGUUAGCCCUCCCGCCCCAUGGAGCGGCCCCCGGGGCUGCGGCCGGGCGCGGGCGGGCCCUGGGAGAUGCGGGAGAGGCUUGGCACCGGUGGCUUCGGGAACGUCUGUCUGUACCAGCACAAGGAACUUGAUCUCAAAAUAGCAAUUAAAUCUUGUCGUCUAGAGCUAAGCACUAAAAACAGAGAGCGGUGGUGCCAUGAAAUCCAGAUCAUGAAGAAGUUGAACCACGCCAAUGUUGUGAAAGCCUGUGAUGUUCCUGAGGAAUUGAACUUUUUGAUUAAUGAUGUGCCUCUUCUUGCAAUGGAAUACUGCUCUGGAGGAGAUCUCCGGAAGCUCCUCAACAAACCAGAAAAUUGUUGUGGACUUAAAGAAAGCCAGAUACUUUCUUUACUGAGUGAUGUAGGAUCUGGAAUUAGAUAUUUGCAUGAAAACAAAAUCAUACAUCGAGAUCUAAAACCUGAAAAUAUCGUUCUUCAGGAUGUUGGUGGAAAGAUAAUGCAUAAAAUAAUUGAUCUGGGAUAUGCCAAAGAUGUUGAUCAAGGAAGUCUCUGUACAUCUUUUGUUGGAACACUACAGUAUCUGGCCCCAGAGCUCUUUGAGAAUAAACCGUACACAGCCACUGUUGAUUACUGGAGCUUUGGGACCAUGGUGUUUGAAUGUAUUGCUGGAUAUAGGCCUUUUUUGCAUCAUCUGCAGCCAUUUACUUGGCAUGAGAAGAUUAAGAAGAAAGAUCCAAAAUGUAUAUUUGCGUGUGAAGAGAUGACAGGAGAAGUUCAGUUUAGUAGCCAUUUACCUCAACCAAAUAACCUUUGUAGUUUAAUAGUAGAGCCCAUGGAACACUGGCUACAGUUGAUGCUGAAUUGGGACCCACAGCAGAGAGGGGGCCCUAUUGAUCUUACUUCAAAGCAGCCGAGAUGUUUUAUAUUAAUGGAUCACAUUCUGAACUUAAAGAUAGUACACAUCCUAAAUAUGACUUCCGCGAAGAUAAUUUCUUUUCUGUUACCAUGUGAUGAAAGUCUUCAUUCACUGCAGUCUCGCAUUGAGCGUGAAACUGGAAUAAAUACUGGUUCUCAAGAGCUUCUUUCAGAGACAGGAAUUUCUCUGGAUCCUCGGAAACCAGCCUCUCAGUGUGUUCUGGAUGGAGUUAGAGGCUGUGAUAGUUACAUGGUUUAUUUGUUUGAUAAAAGUAAGACUGUAUAUGAAGGGCCAUUUGCUUCCAGAAAUUUAUCUGACUGUGUAAACUAUAUUGUACAAGAUAGCAAAAUACAGCUUCCAAUUGUACAACUACGUAAAGUAUGGGCUGAAGCAGUACACUAUGUAUCUGGACUGAAAGAAGACUAUAGUAGGCUCUUUCAGGGACAAAGAGCAGCAAUGUUAAGUCUUCUUAGAUAUAAUGCUAACUUGACAAAAAUGAAGAACACUUUGAUAUCAGCAUCACAGCAACUGAAAGCUAAAUUGGAAUUUUUUCACAAAAGCAUUCAGCUUGACUUGGAGAGAUAUAGUGAGCAGAUGACUUAUGGAAUAUCUUCAGAAAAAAUGCUAAAAGCAUGGAAAGAAAUGGAAGAAAAGGCCAUCCACUAUGCUGAGGUUGGUGUCAUUGGAUACCUAGAAGAUCAGAUUAUGUCUUUGCACACUGAAAUCAUGGAGCUCCAGAAGAGCCCUUACGGAAGACGCCAGGGAGAUCUGAUGGAAUCUCUGGAACAGCGUGCCAUUGAUCUGUAUAAGCAGUUAAAGCACAGACCUACAGAUCACUCCUACAGUGACAGCACAGAGAUGGUGAAGAUCAUUGUGCAUACUGUACAGAGUCAAGAUCGUGUUCUCAAGGAGCUGUUUGGCCAUCUGAGCAAGUUGUUGGGCUGUAAGCAGAAGAUUAUAGAUCUACUCCCCAAAGUGGAAGUUGCCCUCAGCAACAUCAAAGAAGCUGACAAUACUGUCAUGUUUAUGCAGGGGAAGAGGCAGAAAGAAAUAUGGCAUCUCCUUAAAAUUGCCUGUACACAGAGUUCUGCCCGCUCCCUUGUAGGAUCCAGUCUAGAAGGUUCAGGAACCCCUCAGGCAUCAGUGUGGCUGCCCCCGACUUCAGCAGAAUGUGAACAUCCUCUGUCAUGUGUGGUAACUCCUCAAGAUGGGGAGACUUCAGCACAAAUGAUAGAAGAAAAUUUGAACUGUCUUGGCCAUUUAAGUACAAUUAUUCGUGAAGUAAAUGAGGAACAGAACUGUAGUAUGAUGAAUCUGGAUUGGAGUUGGUUAACAGAAUGACUUAACACUUGUUUGCUGUCCUCAAGCCUAUGGAAGUUAAUGCUCUACAUGUUGGAAAUUUGCUUUUCCUCUCUGAAACUAUUCUUCAUACACCAGUCAAUGGAAGAAUGGCUGUGAGCAGAAACUACAAAUGAUUUUACAAGCACAAUAUUUUGAUUUUGAAAAAUCAUAACCUCUAAACAGAUAGGAUGUUAAGAAAAGUCAAUGGAGUUAAGUAUUUGUUUUAAUACUAGGGAUACUUACGAGCAUCAUCAUGACCUGUUUGUCUUCAAACUUCAUAAAAUGCUACUUACAUAACUGACAAAAAAAUGCCUUCUGAAGUUUUAACUUUCAGGCAGUAAGGCCAAUUCACAGUAUUGUAUACAGACAAAAACUUCACUGAUGUACAUUUUAAGUACCUGUGUUUCUGUGGAAGAGAUUGCUCACAAGUAAAAUUUGUUAUUUCUUAAAGAAUAAAUCCUACCUCCUUGUGGUACAUUCAGCAAGUGCUCUUCCUGGCAUCAUAAGGAGUUGGCUUAAUCCUAUUUCUAAUUUUACCGCACAUUUGACUGUAUAAUAAAUCAUGUUGUGUGCUAUGUGUAUAUGUAUUUAAGAUGUACAUUUGAUGAUAUCAAAGAGAAGAUGCUUGUUAAUUUAUAAUGUAUUUGAAAGGUAAUGCUUUUUUUUCAUUUGUAAAAAUGGGUCUGUUUAAUCUUUCAUGUCUUGUCAUCCAAGUUUGUAAAGGUCUUUAUUCCCUAAUCUGUAAUUGUAAUUUAAAAAUCCAAGAAGUUCUGAAAAC